AUGGGGGCCUGUUUCCUGCUGAAAGUCCUGCCGGGAGGCAUCCCUUUAGCAUAUUGUCCAUCUGUUGAAUUGCUAGGAACCUAUUCUUUUAAGGAUAUAAAGAAAAAUAAUGGGACAGAUAAUAAGAAACUGUUGAAUGAGAGGAUGAAAAGUGUACAGAUGGAUGAUCCUGGCUGCAUUUUAUUUACGUCAGGAACGACGGGUUUGCCGAAAGGAGCCGUUCUAACACAUUUUCAGAUGUUAAAUCAAGGUAUAAUGUCUUGUAAAGUUCUUGGAUUUUUUGAAAAGAAACCCAUAAUUUGCGUUCAAGUUCCACUUUUCCACAUAUUUGGUUUAUCGGGAGGAACACUGUUAACAUUGUUAUGUAAUGGCACAGCUGUUUAUCCAUCAGGACAUUUUCAUGCUCCAUCUUCGCUUAAAAGCAUAGAGGAAGAAAGGUGCACAAUGGUAUAUGGAACACCAACUAUGUUUGUCGAUAUGCUAAUCCACAUCUCUAAAGGGAAUUAUGAUCUUAACAGUUGGAAAGAAGUUAUAGUUGGAGCCGCUCCAGUUCAUGAAAAUUUGAUAAAUGUUUUAAGGGACAAGUGUAAAGUAAAGAUUUACAAUGUAUAUGGUAGCACAGAAAUAUCUGGCAUGGUUUCCAUAGACAGCAAAAUGAAAUUUCCAAGUGCAGGAAGAAUUUUUGAAUACACAGAAAUAAAAAUUGUUGACACAGAUGGGAGAAUAGUCCCUAUAAAUACAAAAGGUGAAAUUCUAUGUCGUUCUCCUUUCGUAUGUUCUGGUUAUUGGGAUGAAAAAGAGAAAACUGCUGAAACGUUUGAUAACGCAAGAUGGUAUCACACUGGAACUUUAAUAAUAGUUAUAGUUGGAGCCGCUCCAGUUCAUGAAAAUUUGAUAAAUGUUUUAAGGGACAAGUGUAAAGUAAAGAUUUACAAUGUAUAUGGUAGCACAGAAAUAUCUGGCAUGGUUUCCAUAGACAGCAAAAUGAAAUUUCCAAGUGCAGGAAGAAUUUUUGAAUACACAGAAAUAAAAAUUGUUGACACAGAUGGGAGAAUAGUCCCUAUAAAUACAAAAGGUGAAAUUCUAUGUCGUUCUCCUUUCGUAUGUUCUGGUUAUUGGGAUGAAAAAGAGAAAACUGCUGAAACGUUUGAUAACGCAAGAUGGUAUCACACUGGAGACGUGGGAGUUUUAGACGAGAACGGAUGCGUUAUUAUUACUGGAAGAAUUAAAGAUAUGGUUAUUCGUGGAGGUGAAAAUAUAUAUCCUCAAGAAAUUGAAAACUUCCUUCUUUCUCAUCCGGCAAUAUCAGAAGUAUAUGUGAUAGGUGUCCCAGAUUCGAGAUUAGGAGAAGAACUUUGUGCUUGCAUUCAGUUGAAACAAGGGCAUAAACUAACCGGAGAGGACGUAAAAGAGUUCUGUAAAGAAAAGACCACAGGGGGAGAAUACUUUCAGAAAUCACAGUUACCGGUGGUAUGUAAAGUCCAAACACAAUUGACUAUAGACAGGGAUUUUAAUGAAAUUAUAAUGAUUGAAAAUCAGUUGAGUAAAUCAUUGCUAGACGUGGGAGUUUUAGACGAGAACGGAUGCCUUAUUAUUACUGGAAGAAUUAAAGAUAUGGUUAUUCGUGGAGGUGAAAAUAUAUAUCCUCAAGAAAUUGAAAACUUCCUUCUUUCUCAUCCGGCAAUAUCAGAAGUAUAUGUGAUAGGUGUCCCAGAUUCAAGAUUAGGAGAAGAACUUUGUGCUUGCAUUCAGUUGAAACAAGGGCAUAAACUAACCGGAGAGGACGUAAAAGAGUUCUGUAAAGAAAAGAUUAGUUAUUUUAAAAUACCAAGAUAUGUAUUAUUCUUUGAAGAAUAUCCAAAAACAGAAAGUGGAAAAAUUCAAAAAUAUAUUUUACAAAAAGAGUGUAUUAAGAUAUUGAAAUUAUAA
This is a messenger RNA of Centruroides sculpturatus (bark scorpion), 1929 nucleotides long. RefSeq names its product acyl-CoA synthetase family member 2, mitochondrial-like. Gene Ontology annotation, biological process: fatty acid metabolic process. The record is from RefSeq and is a predicted model, not a curated record. Lineage: Eukaryota; Metazoa; Arthropoda; Arachnida; Scorpiones; Buthidae. The coding region runs from base 1 to 1929 and encodes 642 amino acids. Gene Ontology annotation, molecular function: medium-chain fatty acid-CoA ligase activity. The transcript has 18 exons.